CUUUUAUUCCUCGGCGCACCUUCUGCUCCAUCGCCAGACGAUGCAUCCCGGCAACUUCUAACAGAACCGGACCUGCGGCACAGAUGAGUGACACUGAACAACAACGGUCAGCUUCAUAGACAGGUAAUGGAUCCAGUGUGACUGUUUCAACAACAUCCUGCCCAGCUGGCUGAUCUAACUCUUUAGCUAUGGCAACUUGUCCAAGAGGCUGCACCCCAGCGGUGCGCCUUUGUCAGAAACUGAACAGGCUCAAGAUACUGGAGGAUGACAUGAUGGCCACGUCGCUGAAACGCUGCCUCUCCACCCUGGACCUGACUCUGUUGGGAGUUGGUGGCAUGGUGGGCUCUGGGCUUUAUGUCCUGACAGGAACAGUAGCUAAAGAAAUGGUUGGGCCUGCCGUCAUCAUAUCCUUCCUUUUUGCAGGUUUUGCGUCUUUACUGGCCGCCUUUUGUUACGCAGAGUUUGGAGCACGCAUUCCAAAAACAGGAUCCGCCUACAUGUUUACCUAUGUCUCUGUGGGGGAGAUCUGGGCCUUUCUCAUAGGCUGGAAUGUGAUUCUGGAAAACAUGAUUGGUGGCGCUGCUGUGGCACGUGCCUGGAGUGGCUAUCUGGACUCCAUUUUUAACCACGCCAUCCAGAACUUCACAGAGACACACAUUAUGAAGUGGGACGUGCCCUUCCUUGCCCAUUACCCUGACCUCCUUGCAGCAGGGAUUCUAGUAGUUGCCUCGUUCUUCAUUUCCUUUGGAGUUCAAGUGUCUUCUUACCUCAACCAUAUCUUCUCCACUAUUAGUAUGGGUGUCAUCGUUUUCAUCCUGGUCUUUGGCUUUAUACUGGCUGAACCAGUCAAUUGGAGCCAGAAAGAGGGAGGUUUUGCACCUUUUGGGCUGUCUGGAAUACUGGCAGGCUCGGCCACGUGCUUCUACGCAUUUGUGGGCUUUGAUGUAAUUGCGUCCUCAAGUGAGGAGGCAAAGAACCCGCAGAAAGCUGUUCCCAUUGCCACUGCAAUCUCCCUUGGACUAGCAGCAACCGCUUACGUCCUGGUCUCCACAGUGCUCACACUAAUGGUACCCUGGCACACACUGGACCCCAACUCGGCUCUGGCGGAUGCUUUCUUCCGCCGUGGUUACAGUUGGGCUGGAAUUGUCGUGGCAGUAGGUUCCAUCUGUGCUAUGAACACUGUGCUGCUCUGUAAUCUCUUCUCCCUCCCUCGGAUUGUGUACGCCAUGGCGGAAGAUGGGUUGUUUUUCUCCAUUUUCGCACGGGUCAAUCCCGUCACCAAAGUCCCUGUCAUUGCUAUAUUGGUGUUUGGGAUCCUCAUGGCCAUCAUGGCUCUCAUCUUUGACCUGGAGGCCUUGGUUCAGUUCUUGUCCAUCGGCACCCUCCUGGCGUACACCUUUGUGGCAGCGAGUGUUAUUGUGCUGCGCUUCCAGCCUGAUAAAACCAGCUGCAAGGGAAGCACUUCCACAUCUCCCAACCCUAAUGCGGAGCCUUCCCCUGCCCCCUCCGAGUCUCAGACCAUAACUGAGGACAGCGGGGAGCUGAAGCAAUAUGAGUCCUUCUCUGACAAACUCCAGUUGGUGGAGAGGCAGAAGACAAGAGAGCGGCGUGGGGUGGGGCAGCUGAGGGCCUACUGGGAACCAUACUUGGGCAGGCUGUUGGGGGACUGUGAGCCAGGCGAGGUGGUGGCCUUCAGCGUGCUAACUCUGAUAGUGAGCUCAGUCUCCCUCUGUGUUGUGCUAGAAUUUGGAAGCAAACAGCUACAGCUGCCGGUCUGGAGCGUCACAGUGCUACUGGUGAUAUUCAUCUUAGCUUAUGUUCUCAGCCUGGCGCUAAUAUGGAUUCACGAGCCACAAACCGUCAGUAAAACAUUCCAGGUACCUUUGGUUCCACUGACUCCAGGUGCCAGUAUCCUCAUUAAUGUAUUUCUCAUGAUGAAGCUCAGCCCUCUAACCUGGAUUCGAUUCACUGUAUGGAUCGCUAUAGGUCUCUUAGUGUAUUUUGGCUAUGGGAUCUGGCACAGUAAGGAGGGCAUGCGGGAGCUCCAGCCCAAAGACAUGGCCGCCCGCUAUGUGGUGCUACCCAGCGGCAGCCUAGUCGAGACAGUGCAGUCUGUCCAGCCUGAUGGACAAGUGGACUCCUCUGCGCACCACAUCAACCCCUCCACUUCCUCGACAGCUGAGGAGUACGCAGGAAAGAGAUGAUGUGUGACCAAAUAUUGUCGUUACCACUGCCUGGUAUUCUCUGCUGUCUCCCACUCAUGUGCUGUACUAUUACUUGUGUACUGUCUGUAACUCUCUCCCUUUAGCGUGACCGGCCUGCCACAGUCUGUACUCGUUGCUCUGCAAAUGUAAGCACACCACGGGAUGAGAUGCACGCUCUCUGUCUCAUUGUGAAGCAUAUUUGUAUAUCUUGUAAUACUCGAAUGUACAGUAGAGAGCUUUAUUACUGUCCUGUAAAUUCCUAGCGUCAAAGUUGUAUUAUAUCCAACUUUCCAGCUCUUUUCUUGCAUCCUUGUCAGUUUGUCAAACUCCAUGUGUUUAUAGGUUAUAUUUGGUGCUUACUUUGUGACAAACUACUUUUAGUUAGGUGAACUCAUUGGAUGAUUGUUAUCACAGACCUGGAGCAGGAUAAUCAACAUUCACCAAAACUGUCAUUUUGAUGUUAACAAAGUGGAAGACAACCUACCCCCUUUUUGGAAGAUAUAAUUUUGAGCACAGUAGGCAUUCAUUUGUUGCAUGUUAUUUUGUUUCCAUCAGUAAUUUGUGUCCACCUUUUAAGUGGCUGAACAACACUUCAUACACUUCUCUUAAACAGGCUUAUCUCCUAAAUCUCAUCCCAUGACCCUGUUCUUUUUUGUGUCACUGAUCUUACACUUGUGCAGCCUUUUCACACGCUAUUUAAACAGCAGUAUCUCUCCCCCCUUUUCCCCAUUGGCAUGAGAUUAGAAAUCCAAGCACAUAGAUUUUCGAGAUUUUAUUUUAUUGUCAUGUGACUAAUUUUUCUGAGAUAACCUGAGAUAAUUAGAUUAUUGGUUAUAUAAGGAGGCACAAACCUUUUGAAUGGGAAUCUUCGCACACAGGGUAGGAUAUUGGCAGGCAGGCAGUCAUUGGUUAUUAUGUUAAACCUAGCAUGUGCCUCUUCUCUCUGGGGCCUCCGUAAUCCCAGCAGAUUUGCGGCAGUCCCUGUCUCCAGUCCGCAGCUUGACCUAGAUUAGAUAAAGGCACACAUGUGAGAACACUCAUAUUAUACAGAUAACAUUCCCACAACCUGCAAUUAUGAACAACAGUGUCAGUAGUUUUUUUACAUAAAUGUCCUUAAAAAGAUCCCGACGAAUUCUAUGUUUUUAUUUAUUUCAGUUUGUGUUUGCAUGUGUUACAUAAGAAACCUAUGGCCUUAAACAUGUUGUAAUCAUUGUAGACUGACUUCCAAAGUUAAAGUAAUCAGUCUUAAUGAUUUAGUUGUUUAAUCUAUUUUGUCUGUUUUAAAAUUAUAUAAAAAAAAAAAACUCUUACACAGGACUUCAUGCUUUCUAAUUGUUGAACCAAAACACAAACUUGGAGGAGAAUGUACACUUGGAGGCAUUUUGGUAUUUUCAUCUAAAAAGGAGUCAGGUUCAAGAGAAUUUUGUAGAACUUUGCACACUGAAAACUAAUCGUCUGGUAAAUUUGUGUCAGUUAAGCUUUAGAUGUUGGGACCAGUGACACAUAUUGAUACUGUGGUGCUUUUUUAAAGUUGAUUGUUUUCUCACCUCUUUCUCUGUCUUUUUUGUGCUAAGAAGCACAAGUUAUAAUUUAUCCAAUUAUUUUCUUACUUCUGAAAAGCGUCAUACUCUGUACUUGCAUAUUAAGUUCUCCAAUCUUUCUGUUAUAGUGUAUGUCUGUAUAAAAUGCAAAAGACUAUGUAUAAAUGAUAAAUAAAUGUUUUGAAGCAGCA
Messenger RNA from Micropterus dolomieu (smallmouth bass), 3936 nucleotides. It is a transcript of the gene slc7a4, whose product is annotated as solute carrier family 7 member 4. Gene Ontology annotation, molecular function: amino acid transmembrane transporter activity. The transcript is spliced from 5 exons. Lineage: Eukaryota; Metazoa; Chordata; Actinopteri; Centrarchiformes; Centrarchidae. Gene Ontology annotation, biological process: amino acid transport; transmembrane transport. Bases 189 to 2204 code for a protein of 671 amino acids. Gene Ontology annotation, cellular component: plasma membrane. The record is from RefSeq and is a predicted model, not a curated record.